AUGCAUGAGCCAUUCAUUACUACUAAUCAAGAUCAGCUAGUACUUUUUCAAAAGCACUUUUUACAAUAUUCCCAUUUAUUUCCUACGGAACUUGAUACAUUGAAGCAAAAACAUGCUUUAAAAACUCCGGUAAAAAUCAAAUCACUAUCAGAAUGUCCAAUGACACCACUACCAUCGUUUCACAAUGCGGAUACACUUGUCGUAGGAGGACCACCAGCAUUAAUCACCGGUGUAUCGAUGGUGAAAAAAGAUAAAUGUUUAACUUAUAUCAACGAUGAGCGAAGAAUACCCAUUGCUUUUGGUUCUGCUUGGCAUCUCGAGCAAGAUGCUGAAACAGAAGCACCUACAAGUUAUAGGCCUACUAAGUUCUUAGGGAAUCAAAUUACACGUGCAACUGUUAGAUAUAUAAGUCAUGCAUCAGUUGAACAAACAGGACUUUUUCCUUGGAGAACAAUUGACUGGAUUGGAUGGAUUCGUCAUCCUGAUCAUUGGCUUUUAGGAUUAAAGGUUACAUUAGCUUUUCAAUUAGUGGCCAUGUUUGAUGAUCGAAUAACUAUGUUGAAAAAAGUUGCUGCACAAUGUCAGACAAAUGAAAAAUUUUACGAGAAAUUAGAUCAAGAACUAGAUGGUAAACUUUUAAUGCGGGAAAAAGGAUCGAUUAUUGUUGCACGUAACAGUGAAGAAGUUUCAGAAUUGAAUACAUUAAAAGAAGCCUUGACAAUAGAAGGAAGAACUUUAAAAAUUAUAUCAAAAGAAGAAAUGAAAAAUCGCUAUGGUUUUCUUCCAAAUGGUCUUAUGUAUGGAGAAAAACUACAUGACAGAGUGUUGUCUUCUAAUUUCAUGAGAAUAUUAAGCGAAUAUAUUCAUAAACAAGGUGGAAAAGUAAUUGAUGGAACACUUACUAGUGUGUAUGCAGAUAAUCAAAAAGUUGGAGGAAUUGCUGAAUAUCAAACUCCAGAUGGUCAAAAAAAUUUACUUCCUUUUUCUCGUUUAAUUCUAUCUUUAGGCAGUCAGCCAAUUAUAAGCCAAAAUAAUAAACCAUUAUUUGAUGUUGUCUCAGCCAGAGGAAUAUCUGUAUUAGCACAUGUAUAUGUACCACACGGCUAUCAACUUCCAUCAGUAUUAGUUUGCGGUGGAACAAACCAUGCAACAAAAUUAUCAGAAAAUCCAGUCUCUAUUAAAGGUGAUGAUGAAAAGCCAUACGAUCUAUAUUUGAUGAGAUUUACAGCAGGCGCCUGUAUUACACCUAAUGUAUCUGAUGAAAGCACUGCUAACUAUGAUGGGACCAUGGCGCUUGGUUUAGUCGCAGCCGUUAGAAAUACAUUCGGUAAUCAAUGUAAAAUCGAACCUAUCAGCGUGUAUGGUUGCAAUCGACAAGUGAGUCGAAAUGGAGAGAUUCGUUGGAUUGAACCUUUUCCUGGAAUUCACGUGCAGUAUGGAGCUGCAGGCGGUGGUCUCACGCGAGCACCUGAUUUUGUAAUAAAUCAGCCCUUGAAUCCUGCAUCUUCUCUGUGA
Molecule: messenger RNA, 1515 nt
Organism: Didymodactylos carnosus
Lineage: Eukaryota; Metazoa; Rotifera; Eurotatoria; Philodinida; Philodinidae
Source: the annotation of a GenBank genome assembly